Molecule: messenger RNA, 1062 nt
Organism: Neoarthrinium moseri
Lineage: Eukaryota; Fungi; Ascomycota; Sordariomycetes; Amphisphaeriales; Apiosporaceae
Exons: 1
Coding region: 1-1062 (353 amino acids)
Molecular function (GO): carbon-sulfur lyase activity
Source: RefSeq, a predicted model, not a curated record
AUGGCGGGUAACGUAAAUGAAACCAGGACCGUGGAAGCACAAUGCUACUGCAAGUCUCUCCACUACAAGCUCACGCUGAAGGCCUCAAACCUCCCGCUUGGCGUUCACAUGUGUCAUUGCAGCGUCUGUCGGUGGACGCAUGGGACACUGACCAUCUUCCAUGCCGAAUUACCCAAAGGAGUUGCGCCUGAGUUCAUUGAGCCUUCCGGUUUGGACAAGCUCACUGCGUACCAAGGUCCUCAGGGAAAGCGAUACUUCUGCUCGACGUGCGGGUGUCACAUGGGCGACGUCUCCCUGGACGGCAAGGAUUGGGUCAUCUCAACGUCGCUGUUCGCUAAAGACGAGACCGUCUUCCAGAUCCGUACUCAUGUGUUCACCGAGUCAGCCUCUGGUGGUGGGCUGAAUGAGUGGCUUCCUCGGAUUGGGGACAGAGAGCUGAAGAUCUGGAACCCCAAAGAUGGUUCUGCGGCGCCUAAGGAGUCCAAGGCCGAAUAUGGACUUAAGGGAGAAGAUCGUCUGAGGGCAGAAUGCCAUUGUGGAGGUGUCUCGUUCACUAUUCCUCGUCCAACAGAGGAGGUGAUCAAUGACCCAGUCAUGAGCAAAUUCGUCUCCCCAGUGGACAAGAGCAAAUGGAUCGCAACCAUCGAUGCCUGUGAUGAUUGCCGUUUGACAAGUGGCGUGCACGUGAUAUCUUGGACGUUUGUUCCGCUGGACCAGUUGGAGCCGAAAAUCAAGCCCGACCUCCUGAUCGGCACCAUGAAGACUUUUGUGUCUUCGCCUGGCGUCUUACGGUCCUUCUGCGGGGUGUGUGGUGCCACAGUGUUCUAUGCUUGCGAUGACAGAUGCCCUACGGUGCAGCAGAAUAUUGUGGAUGUUGCGGUAGGGAUCCUAAGAGCACCAGAAGGCAUCCGGGCUGAGAAUUGGUUGACGUGGAGGGCUGGAGCGGUUGGAUGGGAAGCCAGCGGCUUGCAAUACGACGAGGAGCUCACCAAAUCAUUGGGCCAAGGCUGCAAGGAUUGGAGCUUGAAAAAGUAUGGCCAUGCUGGCACUCAAGAGAUAUGA